AUGGAAUUACUUGUAUUCCUAAACCAGGGUACAAGGUUCAGGAUCUUGUACCGAUUAUUGAAGAGGUUGGACCUUCAACAAAGUAGUCCUCCAUUGCGGAACCAACAAUGUGCUGAGCGAGGAUGCAGAGACCUUGAAGAGCGUAAAUUAAUAUGCUACACUGAUGGUGUCAGGCAUCCAACCAAGGAAAAUGAAUGGCUACCGCUGCGAAACAUCUGGCCAGCGUGUUGCUGGGAUGAAUGCCAAGUCAGCUUGCGUAAACGACAUGCUGCGACAGUGUUUGCCAAACAUUUAGGUGGUGUAGGAUCUCGGGCAAGAGGGGACUGCCCCCAACCUCACUCAAGACAGGCCAAGGGCAUCCAUCCCAGUCCAGGCAGGGGAAUAAGGGGUUGUGAAGGACGCAUCCUGUAAGGGUUAGUUUAUUGGUGUAUUGCUAACAAAAUUUUAUUUUUCAUCAUAAAUACUUUAUUAUUAUACUGU
Bacillus rossius redtenbacheri is the source of this 480-nucleotide messenger RNA. RefSeq lists its product as uncharacterized. The coding region runs from base 1 to 411 and encodes 136 amino acids. The record is from RefSeq and is a predicted model, not a curated record. Lineage: Eukaryota; Metazoa; Arthropoda; Insecta; Phasmatodea; Bacillidae. The transcript has 3 exons.